Messenger RNA from Cylindrotheca closterium, 810 nucleotides. NCBI's taxonomy places the organism in Eukaryota, Bacillariophyta, Bacillariophyceae, Bacillariales, Bacillariaceae. The record is from the annotation of a GenBank genome assembly.
AUGAAGAUCACCAUCAGCUUGCUUCUGUCUUUGCUUUUCGUCGACACGGCUAGAGCCUUCGCCGCUUCAUCAUCUACGAAUUUGAAUGUCGCCAGCUCCUUCGAGCAAAUUUCAGUGGCGCCGUCGUCCCCCUCCUCACUCUUAUUAUUGUCAGCAACCACCACUGGCGAUGAAACCCAAGAGAUGAGUCUUGAAUUAUCAUCAUCAUCAUCACGACGAGAAGCUCUUCACGGAAUGAUGGCAUUGGCUAGUGGCCUCACCGUGAUAGGAACUUCACCAUCGGAUGCCUUGGCCGAAGAAACCCCAAUUUUACAAAAGUAUGAAGAUUUCGAGCCUACAUCGGAAGGAUGGUCUUUCCGAGAAGUCAAGGUUGGAGAUGGAGCAUCCCCAAACAAGGGCGAUCGCGUUGUAUUUGACUGGAGUGGAUAUACUAUCGGCUAUUUCGGCCGUCCCUUUGAAGCCAAGGGCGGACCGCAAGGUGGCGCCUUUGACAAGGAACUCGAUUACUCCCGUACGGAAAUAGGCUCUGGCAAAAUGGUCAAGGGACUUGAAUGCGCACUUUCCAGCAUGAAACCAGGCGGUAUUCGACAAGUUUUGAUUCCCUUUGGCGAACUGGGUUAUCCUCAAGAAAAGGAUCCUUCUCACGAACAAGUGGGUCCCAAACCGACUACCUUUUCCGGCCAACGAGCCCUGAACUUUGUGCUGGACAAUCCACGGGUCGAUCGCACCCUGUUGUUCAAUGUCAAGUUGAUUCGUGUCGACAAACCAGAUGGAAAGGGUGGAUAUAUUCGUGGGGAAAAGAGAACGUAA